Molecule: messenger RNA, 967 nt
Organism: Phytophthora nicotianae INRA-310
Lineage: Eukaryota; Oomycota; Peronosporomycetes; Peronosporales; Peronosporaceae
Exons: 4
Coding region: 141-596 (151 amino acids)
Biological process (GO): cytoplasmic translation
Cellular component (GO): cytosolic large ribosomal subunit
Molecular function (GO): mRNA binding; structural constituent of ribosome
Source: RefSeq, a predicted model, not a curated record
AAACGUCUUUCAACCAGCCAAUUCAUUGCUGCAACUGUGAAGUAGCGCUAGCGGCGCUUUGCUCCCUUUGCGGCUUUGGAGCCGGGAAGCGAUUGCAACGAGUCAAUUGGCAUAAAUUCUCCCGAGAAGACUCAAGCAAAAUGGUGAUUAAGACCGAGACGUGCUCGUUCAGCGAGAGCCGCAUCUACCCCGGCCACGGCUCGCGUUACAUCCGUCGCGAUGGCACGGCCUACGUGUUCAUCAACUCGAAGAGCAAGUCGCUCUUCAUGCAGCGCAAGAAGGCCACCAAGAUCGUGUGGACCCUUGGCUGGCGCCGCAUGAACAAGAAGCUCAAGGUUGAGGAGGUCACCCGCCGUCGUGCUCGCAAGACCACCAAGAUCCAGCGUGCCAUCGUCGGUGUCUCGGCUGAGGACAUCCGCAAGAAGCGCAACCAGAAGCCGGAGGUCCGUGCUGCCGCCCGCGCCGCCCUGAAGGAGGCUAAGGAGCGCAGCAAGGCCAAGAAGUCGGUGAACAAGGCCGAGCACGGCAACAAGGGCUCCAAGGGCAGCAACGCCCCCCGCGCCCAGAAGAAGUCGGGCAACCGCGGUGCCAUCUAAAUCAGUUGAUUUGAUCAACUGAUCGACGCGUUACUCGGGAGUCGCCAGCUCUUGGAUGCCAAUCAUUGACACGGGAAGUUCUCUCUUUGCUGCUUUCGAGCAAUGGACCGGUGCUCUAGUGCCGUUAGUUUGGGCGCAGUCUGUGCUAAGUGGAGCGAACACAAUAGACGCCAGUCUUGGAGGGAGAAUCGCUUCCUAUGUCAUUAUCGUUUUUACUGCGUUGGGCUCAACGAGUAUCAUUGUGAACAUUGACUGAAGCAGCUACCCGGGAUGCGCUUCAUCUUCUCGUACGUACGAGCCAUGUUGCGUCAGGGUCUGAAUAAGUUUGACCGAGCGGUAUGGCAAGUUCAAAGUCACAUGUAUCCCCGCCA